This is a messenger RNA of Panicum virgatum (switchgrass), 1532 nucleotides long. Its product is annotated as putative nuclease HARBI1. The coding region runs from base 821 to 1375 and encodes 184 amino acids. Lineage: Eukaryota; Viridiplantae; Streptophyta; Magnoliopsida; Poales; Poaceae. The record is from RefSeq and is a predicted model, not a curated record. The transcript has 2 exons.
GAAGCAUUAGUGUGUUUUUUUAUUGUCCUUAAGUUGGUUGUGUGAGACAUUUUCCUUGCAUCCUUAAGUUUGAUGUGUGUGAUACUGGAGUAUUUGUUUCAUAAGACAUUUAUCAGUUGUGUUGUACCAAUAAAAAUUUGGCUUGCUAAUUGUUACUUUUUACAGGCUUUCAUUAUCUAUGAGUUCUUCUAGCUGUUCUAGUGAAUCUGGAGACACUUCUGAGUCUGAGAAUGCCAUGGUUGUGGAUGAGUCUGAUGAUGACGAUUUUAUGGUAGCAAUGGUUGCUUUGGAAUGGAUGGCAUCAGGCAAUCUGCACAACAAGACAAUGCAUAAUUCUUCAUUACCUGUCAUGACAGGUAUACAGUGGGUUGAGUUAACACUACAAAAUCCAGUUGAUUGCUAUGACAUGUUCAGAAUGCGAAGGUCAGUUUUCUUACGGGUUCAUGACACCUUGGUACAGAAUUAUGGAUUGAAAUCAAGCAGAGUAUUUUGUAGCAAGGAAGCCUUAGGAAUGUUUUUAUGGGCUUGUGGUGCACCUCAAUCUUUUAGGCAAUGCAGGAACAAGUUUCGUCGAUCGUUAGAAACUAUUAGUAGAAAAUUUGCAGCAGUUCUUGAUUCCAUUAUGAGAUUAGCUUUUGAUAUUGUGAGGCCAAAAGAUCCACAUUUUGGUACAAUCCAUCCUAGACUGCAAGAAGCAAGGUUCUAGCCGCAUUUUGAAGAUUGCAUAGGUGCAAUAGAUGGUACUCAUAUACCGGUAACUGUGUCAUUAAGUGAGCAACCCAAAUACAUUGGUCGCCAUAAGUAUGCCUCACAAAAUGUGAUGGCGGUAUGUGACUUUGAUACGCGGUUCAUAUUUGUUGUCACCAGUUGGCCUGGUUCUGUUUAUGACACUCGUGUACUAUUGGAUACGCUAGUCACAUAUAAGGACCAGUUUCCGCAUCCUCCUCAUGGAAAGUAUUAUCUUGUUGACUCUGGAUACCCUAAUAGAAAAGGAUUUCUUGCACCCUACAAGGGACAAAGGUAUCAUGUUUCCGAAUGGCGUCAUGGUCACCAACCAGUGGGAUUGAAAGAGGUGUUUAAUCAUGCACAUUCAUCCCUUAGAAAUGUGAUUGAAUGGUCAUUUGGAGUUCUAAAGAUGAAGUGGCGCAUUCUCAGGAACUUGCCCAGUUAUCCAGUUAACAAGCAGUCCAAGAUUAUAGUUGCUUGUAUGGCGCUUCACAAUUUCAUUAGGGAAUGUGACUUACAAGAUCCGCAUUUUGAAGAAGACGUUGAAGAUGAUAGUCCUCAUCCAACUUAUGAUGACGAUGGUGGUACUGGAGAUGAUGUCGAUAUGAAUGCAUUUCGUGAUGCAAUCACUACCGCUAUGGUUUCGUGAUUUAGUUUAUAAAUUAGUUGUAUCCAUCAUUUAUGUACUCAAUGUUUAGAAAUUAGUGCUGGUACAUCUCUUGGGCUAAUUGUGAUAUUAAUCUAUUUGACCUAAUAGUAAUAUAAUUAUGUAGUCAAGAUUGUAAAAAAUUAUAAGAAUUAUUGAA